This is a messenger RNA of Cylindrotheca closterium, 864 nucleotides long. Lineage: Eukaryota; Bacillariophyta; Bacillariophyceae; Bacillariales; Bacillariaceae. The record is from the annotation of a GenBank genome assembly.
AUGUCUUGGUUAGCUCGUCUUCCGCCUAGUGUUACCGUGGACCGCGUCGGUGUUGCGGCAGCCAUUGCGGGAUGCGUUGGACUUGUCGCCGAGGCUCAAAGGCAAGGGAAAGCCCCAAUGAAUGGGUCAUUACCAGCAAAAGAUGGAACUGCGGCAGGAAGAGUCUUCACAUCCAAGCAAUGCCGCCAAUUGGAACAAGAUGGAUACAUAGUGUUGGACAAUUUCCUGUCGAAGCAACAAGUACAGGAAGCUCGCAAUGCCAUUCAAACCUUGGACGACAACUAUCAGUUUCGUAGUAGUCCGUAUGAAACAUUCGAUGGCAAGGCGGCAAGCAGCAGGACUCGAGAUCGUGUCAUUAUCAAUCGAAGCGGGAAUCUCGACAUGGUCCGAAUGCAAAUUUCGGCUUUUGCAAGGAGCUUGGUCGACUCGGAUUUCAAAGGCUUUCCUCGAGACGACUAUGAUUCUACCUCUCUUCAUGUCCCAUCGCAAAUGCAAGUGAGCAUCUGUGGCGGAUUGGAGACUCCAAAUCCAGACGAGGAAGAAUCGACACAUAACUUUUAUCACAAACACGUGGACUCAGCGGGAGCACAUAACUUCUUUGAACUAGGUGUGAUUGGGUGGAUUCGGUCUCAACAUUUGCGACAAAGGUACUUGACUUGCCUUGUCUAUCUAAAUACGGAUUGGAAAGAGGGAGACGGGGGUUGCCUCCGCGUCUUUCCAAAUGGCGAAAGCGAGGACUCUUAUGUGGACAUUGCUCCUCUUGGGGGGCGAAUGGUGGUUUUAUCUUCGCCCUCGUUGUUUCAUGGUGUCCUGCCUACGAAUGCGCAAAGGUACGCUUGUGCCGCGUGGCUGGCACUUGCAUAA